Molecule: messenger RNA, 10677 nt
Organism: Branchiostoma floridae (Florida lancelet)
Lineage: Eukaryota; Metazoa; Chordata; Leptocardii; Amphioxiformes; Branchiostomatidae
Exons: 66
Coding region: 33-10211 (3392 amino acids)
Molecular function (GO): protein binding
Source: RefSeq, a predicted model, not a curated record
CCUUCUGUAACACAAACACUAGGGUUAACACCAUGGGAGUACUUCUGAAGCUGUGCUGUCUGGUGUGCCUUCUGACGGCGGAGUUACCGACCCAGGUCACAGCCAACACGUUCUGUACAGUUGACCAAGCCAACGCCUGGAGGAAUGCUCAGCUUGCUCUGGUUCCCUUAAAUGCUAUGUUGGGAAUAAUAAGUGACCAAAAUGCGGAGAGGGCAAGAAUCAACGCAGAGGCUGAUGCCGCCGUAGCAGCUCUGCAAGCCGAGGCAGCCUUCUCCCAACAAGCCAAUGUGUGUACUGGAAGCACAACAUGUCCGUGUUCGGAGGCGUACUCGCAGAGCUACGAAACCAACUGUGGUUUUAUUGGAUGGUCAUCCUGUACAAGAUACCGAACAUCGUAUAGGGAAACCACCUGCCCCAAAACAACGUACUUCUGCUGCUCUGGCUACGAGUACUCACAAAGCCGAUGUAUUCGAAUCUGUACCGACCCGCUGUGUAACUCCCACCUGUGCGACAAUGACCAGUGCCCAGGCUGUGUGCACGACUAUGGAACCUACAACGGCAAACCGGCCAGGGCCUAUGACGCUUCCGGCAUGAACUGCUAUCAGCGCUGUUCGUGGAGAAGCGACAGUAACCUGUGCUUCCCUGGUACGUGUGAGCGGAUUGGUUCCUGCUCCUGCACUUCUGGUUUCUCUGGCAGUUCCUGCACAACAAUCGAUUCCACCCCAACGUUUACACAUUGGUUGGGAAAGCUGCAUGACAACUCCGGAGGAACAGCUGAUUUGGACACGAACAAUCAGGAAGUCUGGACCAACAAGAUCCCUACUAGUCUGGACUUUGAAUGGUUCCUGUCCUACACGAGACCAAACCCUGCCUUCCACUCCUACAUCCGGGCAUUCAAAGUCGGCAUCAUGGAGAGCAAAGUGAGCUGGAGCCAGAAGAGGAACACCUAUCAGGUCGUUACUGGUGGUACCAUCAACUGUGACAUGGCUCUCAGCAACAGUAACCCUCCCCUGGACUCUGCCAUACAAUGUACCAACGAUCAAGCAACCUCACUGAACAUCAUCCAUGGCGACGAGAUUGAGGUAGAGAUUUCUGCCAAGCUCGGUGGGUACUUCACCUAUCACGACUUCGACACCGGGCAGAACCACAACCGAUACUUCACAGACGGACCGUGGCGAAGAACCGCCUCCGGGGCCAAGUGGAUGUAUGACUCCACCACGCCAACUCACUCCGGGACGUUUGCUCAGAUGUUGGACGUCGGGGAUCCCUUCACAAAACAGACUUCCAUCACAGCCCGUUGGAGUGGAUGGAGUGACACCGGGUCUGGUAUACAGAACUAUCACGUGCAGGUUUACCGCAUGGACCACACUCAAGGGGACACACUGAGGGAGGGGUUCACUCCUUGGAUUGACGAGACCCUGGAGUCCUCUGCCAGUUCCUACACGAUCAACAUGGCGGGUGAGGACCCGGGCGUGUUCUCGGUGGUGACAACUGUUGAAGACGCCUCUGGUGGCAACGAGGCAGGGAAUAUCGAGAGGACACGUCGGUUCUACUUGUACGACUCUACUUCGACCAUCACCGUUGACGACUCCGCUGGGCUAGCAGAGAAUGGCGACAUGUGGAUCUCUACAACUGUGGUGGACACUGACUACCUGUGGCAGACGAAUCUUGACCAAGUCGUCACCGUAGAGUACAUGGACCACUUCAUCCAACACACCCACCACAACGGCAAGUUCCUGAACGCCAUUGCUGAAUUCUUUGUACCCGUGCCCCAAGCGAACGACGACUUCGACACCACGGAACGAUCUCGGCAGGCCAUCGUCAACCAGAAGGGAGUGGUGACCUUUGAGACGUCCUACCAUGUUGACCACCAAGGAGGAACAACAAAAACUUCCGGUGCGUGGACCAGUGUGGAUGAUCUUCACGCAGGGUCACAGUCCCUUACCAUCUCUAGAGUUGACGGUGACACUGUGACGACCUACAUCAGAGCUACUGACAUCCUAGGAAACCAGCAGACCGACGAAGUGUCCAUCCACAUCGACAGCUCUCCUCCAAUCAUCGAAGACUUCUGGCUGGAGAAGAAUGGCGUGGAGGGCAUAACUGUCCACAAUUCCAGAGAUCUUUAUGACUGUCUGGUGAAGUUCACAACAUACGACAUCCACAGCGGUCUGUACACAAUCUACUGGCGGUUGGUGGAUAUGGCGGACGAGUCCAUUGUCCAUGGGGACGGCAACUUGGCUGUUCGCGUCUCAUCUGAUGCUGAGCCGUGUACAGCGGACACCUGUAAGUGUACCCCCAUGGAACCCUGCUACAUGACCAAGUACGAGAUAGUGCCUGACGCAUCUAAGAUGGACAUCCCUAUAGGAGAACACGACAGCGACUACUACUUCUACGUCACCGUCACAAACCGUGCUCGGCUGUCCACCACCGAAAGACUGCAGAUUACAGUCGACAUCAGUCCUCCAGAACCGGGCCACAUCAUUGACAACUAUGCCGGUCAGGCUGAUAUUGACUUUCAGAGUGAUCCAAACAUGCACUUUAGCUGGGAAGGAUUCUUUGAUCACGAGAGCGGCGUCAGGAGCUACCAAGUGUUCUUUGGAACUCGAUGCGGGCUCCCGGGUGACUUCGGCAUCCCUGUGCCUGAUUCGGCAACAGAAAAGACGACCACCGAGCUACAACACAGCUUCACGGCCUCCUCCCCCGGCACGUACUACUGCACCGUGGUCGCCUUUAAUCGCGCCCUGUCUGCCUCCGAACCGGUGUGUUCUGACGGAAUCCUGUACGACACGUCUCCGCCGUCCAUAUCCAAUAUCGUCAUAGAGAAUAUCCGGGCAAGGACGGGAGCGAUCAAAGAUGGCGGCGGGAACGUUUGGAUGGUGGAUGACCAACUCAGAAAGGUCGCCGUGAACGGCCCAUCGUCUACGUGCAGCUCAGCGGCCAGACAGGUUGCCGACCCCGCUAUCUUCACCGAUCGUCCAAUGGUAAACGUCAACGCAGAUUUGAAUGACGACCCAGAAACCGUUAGGAUGGCUACGUCUGCGGGAUGUGAAUCAGAUGGUGCUCUUGGAUCUCCAUUUUUCAUGGUUGUUGACAAGCAUUUGGCUGUUUACUGGAACGGUUCUGACGUUGAGAGUCAAAUAAAUGACUACCAGGUCGGCCUGAGUUCUACUGAAUCUGGUGCCUCCAGUCCAGACAUCAUGCCUCUCACCUCAACUCACGGACACACCGUCUUCAAGACUAGACAUUCUGGUCUGGGCGAGGGACAAGAAUUCUACCUCGGUGUCACUGCGACAAACAGAGCAGGCCUAUCUACCACAAAGACUAUUGGGCCGAUUGUGGUUGAUGCAAGGCCCCCUACGUUCUCAGGCCAGGUGACAUUGGCGCUGGAGGAUGACUACCUCGUGGCACGAUGGCCUGCUAACGGGUUUUCCGACGACGAGGAUACCGAUUUGCUCACCUACGAGUACGCAGUUGGUCACGAGGCUAAUAGAGAGGACAUCUUGGAGUACACAGCCUUAACUAGCGUGGGUCCGUGUGGGGGCGCUUCCGGGUGCACAGCCAUUCACAGGGACAGCCUACAGUGGGGUCUACACGGAACGCAUUCAUACUACGUGUCUGUCAAGGCCACGGACUUUGUUGGACUGUCCACCGUGGCCACGUCCUCUCCGUACGUCCAUUACGAGGGCGAGCCGACUGCUGGUGUGGUAGAGGACAUCAACCCUGACCCACAGGCUCCUGUUUACGACUAUCUUCAGUCGGCCGACGCAGACUUCCAGACGACCACCACCACGCUAUCGGCCCGCUGGUCCGGCUUCCUACACGAACAUCAGGACAUCUCGUACCAGGUGGGGGCCGGGACGUCACCAGGUGCCACGGAUGUGGUCGGCUUUACUUCUGUUGGACAAAACACGGAGUGGAGCAGGGAUGGACUGAGCCUGACAUCCUUCCAGACCUAUUACAUCACAGUUAAGGCCAGUAACAGCAUCGGGGACACAACUGUCACCUCAGAUGGAAUAACGGUUCUACAAGACGGAGACGCUCUUCAGGGGGCAGAGGUCAUCGACGGACAGGAGUGUUCUGAUCAGCACGAUGAAAUAUAUCAAAUACAGACAAUUCGCUCUGCCUGCUAUGACACAUCGCCGUCGAUCUACCAGACAUCAAAGACAGCGGUGGCUGCCCAUUGGUCCAUCCCACCUGCCAAUCAAGCUCACGUGACCCACGUCCAAUGGUCCAUCGUGCAGGAGGUAGAGGGGGAGGAGACUGUGGUGCAGGACUAUGUGAACCUCGGGAUGGCGUCCCACGGGAUGGCUGUAAAUCAAGACCUGUACCUCUCUCCCGAUGUCACCUAUAAGUCUAAAGUCUUGUUCUGUCAUCAGGCUGGCUGUUUUGCUCCAGUCUACAGUUCAGGAUUCCUGGUGGCUCCUGACCCACCACUUCCCGGAACACUUCACGUCACCAGUCCGUAUCCAGACUCGGGCACAAGGAGCGCUGACGUCAUCUUUGACAAGUUCAGUGACCUGUACUACCCAACUGAUGACGUCAUGAACUUCUAUGACUGGGCCGUCGCAGAUGACUCGGAGAAUGGAAAAUUACUGACUGACUGGGCAACAGUCGCGCCAACAUCUUCCAAUGAAACAACAAUUUCCUUCUCUGUUGAUGGACUGCCACGUGAUCUGACCAAGUGUCUGAGUCUGGUUGUGAGAGGACACGCCCACACGGGGCUGUCGGCAUCUGUGUCCAGUGAGAUCGUCCAGUGCGAAGAAACCAGCACCAACAGAGGCCUGAACUACUCAACAGUCAUAGACACUCGCCCUAACAUCACACUGGAGUUGAACGCAGACUGGACCGAGUAUGACAUCGACUACACCAAUGAGACAACCAUGCUGUCUGCCGUUUGGCCGACAUUACGUCACCGGAAGUACGAGUGGGCCGUACUAGAGGAUAAGACAGGGUCCAGUCUAUCCGCCAUGGCCGGACACCACCUUAGUGUUCCCAACCCGUGUGACCACCAGGAUAUGAUACAGUGUGGAAGAACUACGAGUGAAUACAUCAACGUGGAAGGUCUGAGCCUGGAACAGAACAAGCGGUACAUCGUGUGCAUCCAUGCAGAGGAGACGUCCAUAACGUACGAGAGGUGGGUGGAGACCCUUCCAGAGACGGCCGUCUGUAGCAGCGGGGUGACGGUAGAUGUGACUCCGCCCAACGCCGAUGCUGCCGACGUCUGGAUUGGCUCCAAUGACAAAUCCAAUUACCAGGUGUCUAGUACAGAGCUCUAUGUACAAUGGGACGGAUUCGUCGAUGUUGAAGAACAUGACGUCUCUAUGCACCACUCAGGAAUUCAACGUUACGAGUACGCUAUCGGUACAAUUGCUGGAGGAAACGACGUGCAAGCCUGGACAGAUGUGGGAGUUACAGAUCAUGUUCUACUGCACGGGGUUAGACUGCAGCACGGGUGGUCGUACUACGCCACUGUUACAGCUGUGGACUUUGUCGGACUGUCAACAACCAAAGGUUCACAGAGAGUGACCGUUGAUACCACGCCACCACAGAAGUCAGACACACAUAUCAAUGUCGGAGACAGUUUUCACUUCAGUUCGGCAUCUGUGACUGCAAGCUGGGAGGGUGUGUUCUACGACACAGAGAGUGGGGUUUCGUUCUUUGAGUGGGCAGUCGGCUCCAGGGCUGGUCAUGCCGACAUCUACCCCUUCACUAGGGUGGAGGAGACGGAGGCAGAGACUGAUGAGAACAGUCCUCUUCAGCUUCACGAAGGGCAUGAAUACUAUGUCUCCAUCAAGGCUUACAAUGGAGCCGGGCUGAUGACUAUGGCGACUUCCUGGGCCGUGGUUGUUGAGACGUCCCCACCUGAGGCUGGGAACGUGUAUGACGGACCCACAAUUGGCACCGUGAACGACAUAGACUAUCAAGAUUACGUCACCGCCAUCCAUGCCCACUGGGACGGUUUUUACGACCCCCAUUCUGCCAUUGUGAGCUACACGUGGAGCGUCGGGGUGUGUGCUGGGUGUAGCGACAUUCUUGCUCCACAGAACGUUGGGCUUCUUCAAGCUGCAAGUGUGGACGCCCUUCAGCUGACCCCUGGAGAGACGUACUACGUGACGGUGACAGCGUGUAACGCUGCCGACCUCUGCACCACGGUGUCGUCUGAUGGAGUUAUCCCCGACGACUCCCCGCCGGUGGCUGGGAGAGUCCUGGAUGGGGCCCAGGGAGAGGAGGCCUCAUACCAGGCAUCCACAAGCAGUUUGGCUGCUCACUGGUACGGGUUCAACGACCCCCACUCUGGGCUGUCCCACUAUGAGUGGCGCGCUGGGACCACACCGGGUGGAAGUAACAUCGUGGGAGUGACACAGCUCCACCUGACGAAUGUAGCUGUAAAGACAGGACUCUCCCUCCCUGUCAACACCAUGAUCUACAUUACUGUGAAGGCCUACAACCAUGUGGGGAUGUCUGUGGAGACCACGUCCAAUGGUUUCCGUGUAGACACCUCUGCUCCGACAGUGACGACAGCAGUGUACUUUGACCACACCCAUGGUUCCCUUGUGAGUGGAACACAAACAUGGCGGUCUGCUGUGAAGAUAAGAUGGCGGUUUGACGACAGCGAGAGUCUGGUGGUGGAUCAGCACGUCUCGCUGUCCAACCAUCACGGGGCGGAGGUCGCCAACAUAAAGCUCAAUGGCACCGUGUACGAGUACACGUUCACUGAGCUCGCACUGGAUGAUGGGAACAACUAUGUUGCAAAGGUGAUCGGAUGUAACAACGCAAGACUCUGCACACAAACACAGACUGGGUCUCUCUUGGUGGACUCCUCGAAGCCUUUAACCGGACACUUUGCGGUCAAUACUGACCACGCUGCCAGGCUGACCAGGCACAGGGACAGCUGGAUGACCUACGACAACAGCGGAACUCCGACCCUGAAGCUGGCCUGGCUCGGCUUUAGUGACUACCACUCUGGGAUAGACAGACUCAUGGUGGCUGUCGGAAGUGGCUUCUACGGAAGGGACAAGACUCUGAAUGGUGCACCCCAGGUUCUGGCUCAUGGCAAUCAAGUUGGAGACCAGGAGAAUGACGAAGGUUACGUCUACACAGGAAGUGUUCAACUGUCAAGUUCAGUGUCUGACUACAGCACGCUGUACAUCUCUCUAUGGGCCAUCAACGGGGCUGGGUUGGCAAGUACCGUGCUGCACUCAGCUUUCCAGGCGGUUCCUGCCUCUGGUUCCACCGGGAGUUUGACGCUGGUCCGCCGCUGUGACGCUCACUCCUGCUACGGACACUGCAUCUGUGCACCCUUCAACCAGAACUGUGCACGGCCCAGUGACAACACCUGCACACAACUGGACAGCUCCGAUUCAAGCUACUCCAGAAUCGAAGUUUACGACAAGACUGACUACAGUCUCCUGACCAAUGGGGACACGUCUGACGCCGCCUACACCUACUCCACAUGCGCACUGGCGGCCACCUGGAGGGAGGCUACAAUAGGGUCUGCUGGGAGACCUUAUAGAUAUGAGUGGAGCGCUGGAAUCAGUGGACAAACUGUCGGCUCAGGGCUGUUUGAUCUUGUCUACGACCGUGUCUGGUACGAUGUAGGUCUGGAGACCAGCGCUGUUCUCACCCUUCCUGUGGGAACUUCACUGGAGGUUGGUGCGAGCUAUGUGUUCUAUGUGAGGGCCUGGUACACAGACAAUAUCUACAGAGAGUUUCAGUCCAAUGAUGUGAGAGCUGAUCAAACUCCACCGAAAAGGUCAAGUUCAAGAAAGAUCAAAGACCUGACUUCCACCUCAGAACAACAUGAUAUCGAGUACAUGGCCCAGACAGACAGUCUGAGCGCCAGCUGGGAGUACGUAUUUCUUGAUGCCAUCAAUAGUGGGAACGACUAUCAUUUGGAGCGCUUUGAGUUGUCCCUGGGCACUUACCCUGGAGGAGAAGACGUGAAGAGGUUUGCCGACAACGUUGUCUCAGGGACCGCCACGUCCCACACCUUCACGGGCCUGUCUCUGCAGUCAGGCAAGACGUACUACACCUCGGUACGGGCGUACAACCAUGCCGGACUCCACAGCACCUUCCACAGCGAUGGUGUCAUGGUGGACACUGUAGCACCCACAGCAGGAGUGGUCUUUGAUGGGCAAGAUGUCAGGGACAUUGCGUACACGUCGGACGCAACUGUUGUGUCAGCAUCGUGGCAUGGGUUCAACGACCUGGACUCGGGCAUAGACAAACACUUCUGGUGCAUUGGAGAAACCAACAGCCAAUCAGAGUGCGACAUCAUGGGAUGGACAGACACCGGUUUGUUGCAAGAGGGAACCGUUACUCUAGGAAGCAGCCUGACCAAUGGACAACGUUACUACACCAAGGUGAAGGGUCAGGACGCUGCAGGUCACCAGUCACCAGUUGCUGUGUCUGAUGGGUUCCUUGUGGACACCUCCCCUCCCAUACCAGAGGCCAACCUACAGAUAGGGGACAACCUGCUCAUCAAUCCGUCAUUUGAAGAUGCAGUAGAUGGUGGAGAGGGUUGGGUACUGGAAGGCGACUCUGUGGCCCAGCAGAUCUCCUCCUUACCUACUGAUGACUUCCAGACGAAGCACGGACGUUCUCAUCUCCUUCUUCAUGGCAGCAUGUCUCAGACUUUCACCACUGUGGCAGAUCAAGAAUACAGGAUCUCCUUCUUUGUAAACCAUGACGCGACGACGGACGUCCCCCGCCUGACCCAGGAGGGUUUGCUGACAGCGCCAGGUCUUCAUCAGGUCUUCAAACUGCGGAACAGACAGGUGUCAACUGUCGACACCACCUCUACAGAGCAGUGGGACACCUGGCAAAAACAGAUCUUCUACUUCACUGCUGACGGCUCCAGUUCAAGUGUUACCAUCCAGUCUGUUGGGACGAAGGCAGGAAUUUCUCUGGAUAACUUUAAGGUGGAACCGGUGACCUACGCCACCACCACCUUUGACUCCAAUGCCGUCUACGACGGCUACAUCGACCUGACUGCCCAGACCCUGUCAGACUGGGGGUCGGUGUCGGCCAAGUGGAGCAUGGUGGAUCCAGAGUCUCCUAUUGUGGACUUCUCCUGGGCAAUUGGAACUACUAGAGGUGGAACCCAGCUGCAAGGUUUUGUGCCCCUCGGAAUCCAGGAGAGCGCUCGGAACAGCAACCUUUUCCUACAGCACGGUUCUUACGUCCACGUCACUGUGGUGGCCACCAAUGCGGCAGGGCUGUCGGCAGUGCUUUACUCCGACCCAGCGCUGGUCGACCUGACUCCACCAGUCAUAGGAACGGUUCUGGACGGUUCUGAACAGGAUUCAGUCGACCUUGAGUACCAGAACAGUGACGUCAUCUGUGCCCGCUGGCCAGAUGUUUCCGAUGAGGAAAGCGGCAUCAACUACUGUGAAUGGGCUUUAGGUACAUCCUCACACCUGGCUAACCUGAUGAGGUUCACCACAAGCUACAUCGCGGAAGACGGAAAAUCAGCCUGUAUUGACUCGUCUGGGUUCAUCGCACAUGGAGCGAAGGUUUACGUCAUCGUACGUUGUCACAACCACGCUGGCCAGUCUGCCACAGCCAGCUCAGACGGAGUGGUCCUGACCUCUGUGCCCCCCAGUAUUGAGCACGCCUAUGUGACGGUUGUGAUCGAGCCCGUGACUCAGUACGCACCCAGGAACCACUACCAGUACUCCCCGGACAAACUGCACAUCGCCUGGGGAGGGUUUGUGGACCCGUCCGGUAUCCAGUACUACGAGUACAUGGUCGAGGGUCCUGACUUCACCUUAGCUUGGCAGGAGGUGUCCUGGACAGGAGAGCACACGGCAACCCUGACGGACCUGCAGCUCAUUCCCGGGGACACCUACAUCGUCAGUGUCCGGUCUGUGAACUUCCUGGGGAUGCAGAGUGACUCUGUCUCCACGGAGGUCAACAUCGCACAUCACGGGAGGCCUUCCGUCAACAGUCACCUGCAGCUGUCGUGGGAAGAGCAAGGCACGAUGCUGAUCAAUUGGGAGGGUGCCUUCAGCUCCUUGAAUCCUAAUCUGUACUAUGAGGUGUCGGUGGGUCUAGUGGAAGGUGGAAGUAAGGCUGGACUCUGGUACGAGACAAAACAGACCAACAUGACGGUGUCUAGUCUGGACCAGACAAAGGAGUACCACAUCACUGUCAAUGCCAUUGACAGUGCUGGCAUGUACAUCACUAUCAAGGGUCAUCUGGAAGGAUGAGGCAGCAACGCAGUCUCAUAUUCAGUCACUAGUGUACAACUUAUGAAACAAGCAAGUAGGCUUGAGUACGACAAACAUUAAACAGUGUGUGCUGUGUUUUUGUUAGCAUUGACCAUCAGUCCUUAUACUCUGCUUGAAGUAACAGAAAAUCCUGCCCUUUUUCUUCUACCAACCAUCAGCAAUGUUUAGAAGUUGAAUGUAUCAUUUAUGAUACAGGCAAUGUAUACAUCAAGGCUUCCUUCUUUUUAGCUACACCUCGUUUUGACUUUACGGCAAAUAUCUACAAGUACAUCACAGACUUUUAAGAUGCUACCGUUUUAUAUGGGCGAAACAAUUUGUCUUCAAGCUAGUCCUUGUAAUGAUCUGAAAAUCAACCUUAUUGCUCUUGCAGUUGAAAUAUCACCUUUUAGUCUUAUUUUAAGCCUGCUGUUGUAUCUGAAGGAAAAAUAAAAUGUGUGCAUCACGA